AUGGCGAACCCGCUGCUGCCCACCGACGAGCGCCUGGUCCUCUCCACCGGCGCUCGCGACUCCGCCAUCGCUGACGCGCCGAGCUCACUCGCUCUGCUUGGCAACCGCGUCGACAAACUCCUCUGCAAGCCGCAUCUGCUGUCUUACAAGAAGGAGCUUGUCGUCACUGGAGGUUGGCAUUUCUCGACGGACACGAUGGAGGCGCUGCAGUCCAUGUACAGCCAGAUGGACCUUGAGGACGCCGUCGACACUGAGGCGGACGAGCCGAUGCGCUCGGGCGAUCUCACUCGCGCCCGCUCACAAAGCAGCGCCGCUCAGAAGGCAACCCCGGAGAAGCAUGACAUUGAGUGGUCCCUGGCCAUCAACCUUAUCAAGUCGAUCCUUGCUAAGAUUGAGGGUCUGAACUCCCUUGAGUGGGAAACCGAUCUUCCCUUCUUCAAGGACAUCUGGGCCGUCAUCCCGGAAAACAUCGAGAACUUGAGCAUCAACGUCUUCGUCCCGGAUCCUCAAGACCGCCACGAGUAUGCUCCGCAUCCGGAGUACUUCACCAAGGACGACCUCACCUACUUGAAGAACUUCAAGAACCUGAAGCGUCUCCGUGUCUACAACAUGCCGGAGUCCUUCCAGUCUGUCAUCUGGGAGACGGUUUGGAAGAACGCCAACCUCGACACCCUGGAGCUUGGCAUGCGCUACAACCCGAUCACCCGCGACCCUGACAAUGGCAACAACCCGAUGCCGGCUAUCGAUCACUCUUGGAAGUACAACCCCGAGCGCGAAAUGGCUCAGAAGUACCGCGGCUACGAGGGAUCCGGCAACCUUCACCACACGCAUGGCUAUGGUGAGUACCUUGAUGGAGUCGCCAUCAGCAAGGCUCGCAACGUGGCCAUGGAAUCGAUGGGCCUCUCAAUGGACGACCUCAAGGCGAUGCCCUUGACCACUCUUCGACUCGAUGGCUUUGUGGUUGACGAUACGUCUUUCGCCAAGUACUUCGACGGACUGCAGAAGAUCGUCUUCACACACAAGUGUGUUGACGCUGGCUUGGUCUUGCCCAAGUCUCUCCAGGGAAAGACAGUCAUCUACAAGCGUGAGAGUAGUGUGAGUGAGCUGGUGGUGGGAAGUGAGAUCGAGGUCGAGGCUGAGGUGAUGGGCAAGGCUUCUGCCUAA
Molecule: messenger RNA, 1164 nt
Organism: Diplodia corticola
Lineage: Eukaryota; Fungi; Ascomycota; Dothideomycetes; Botryosphaeriales; Botryosphaeriaceae
Exons: 3
Coding region: 1-1164 (387 amino acids)
Source: RefSeq, a predicted model, not a curated record